Molecule: messenger RNA, 5676 nt
Organism: Gopherus evgoodei (Goodes thornscrub tortoise)
Lineage: Eukaryota; Metazoa; Chordata; Testudines; Testudinidae
Gene: MCPH1
Product: microcephalin 1
Exons: 14
Coding region: 2825-5509 (894 amino acids)
Biological process (GO): cerebral cortex development; mitotic cell cycle
Source: RefSeq, a predicted model, not a curated record
AGCUACAGAAAGAUAGAUUUUAAGUGCUUAUAAGUAGUAAGCAUAAGGAUCAAAACUGAUUACUAAGAAAUAAAAGUAAACUACAUGUAAAAGUAAAAUAGACAAUACAAACAGGUCACAGACCUUCCAUACAUAGGCUGAAAAUUCCCUUCAGCCUGGGACCACAUCCCCAGUUCAGUCUUUGCUCUCCAGAUGUGCUUCCAGGUGUUGAGUUGUAGGGGGCAUGAGGCCAAGUGAUGAUGUCACUUUCUCCUUUUUUAGGUUCCUCCAGCUUGCUGGAAAGAUCUUUUGCUGUGACGUGAGUUAAACAGUGUCCAUUGUUUGCAUGCUCCCUCUGAGAAAUCUUCAUUGUACACAGAUCCUGAGAUAGUCCUUAGUAGUGGGGUUACCCUUAAUGAGCCAUCAACACUGUCCGGCUUUUUCAUUGUUGUAACUGAAAGGCUGGUUGUGUGUGUGUAAUGCUGACAGACCCCAGUCACUGGUGGACAGGAUUGAACCAGGGAACUCUAGAACCUAGUGCAUGAGUCUCUAGGUUAAAAGCCAAUGGGCUCUUAGCUGAGGCUGUAGAGCAGAUUCAAUUUAUCUCUAAGUGGUCUUGGUGCCACUAGAUGGGACAGAAGGUGUGUGGGUUACAUACUUCCCCUAGCUGAGAAAGCACAUCCCAAGCUUCAGAGACUUACUUCCUAGCUGAAAUGCCGGACGAGCUCCCACUUGUAAUACUGAUAGACCCCGGUUGUUGUCAGGCGGGAUUGAACCUGGGACCUCUAGAUCUUAGUGCACGAGCCUCUCUUGCGUGAGCUAAAAGCCAACUGACUCUUAGAUAAGGCUAUAAAGCAGACUCAUUUUAUCUCUCUCUCUAAGUGGUCUGGGUGCCAUUAGAUGGGACAGAACACCACACCCAGAAGGUGUGUGGGUUACACGUGUUUCCAACCUUACAACAUAUCCCAGAACAAUACACAUAGCAAAACUUCAUAACUUCACAUACAAUAAUAGCACAUACAAAUUAACAGGAUAUUAAUGUUCAAUAGAUUAAGACUUUUAAAAUGAUACUUUGCAAAGCAUACUUUGUACAAAACAUAUCAUAAUCAUACCACCAUAGUAAAUAUGUGAGUGCCAGGGUGUUGGUUUCGGGUACGGAGUGUCACACCCUCCCAGAGCCAGGAAUAGGAUCCAAUAAUCUUGAUCCUCAACUCUUCACUGUUGUCUAGAAAAUGUGUAACCCAUUGGCAAAAACAUUUAACAGCCUCUUCUAGUAACUUUUCACAUAGAAGAUAGCUAUCCAGUUUUGCCACUUGUUAGUUCUUUAGCUGAGUAGUAAAGGACUAUGCUUUCGAUCUAAAAGUCCUGGAUCCAAAUCCAGCUGGAAUUUCUCUUUUUUAAAUUUUCGUUAAAAAACAAAACAAUAAAUGUUAUACAGCACCCUCAACACAUCCUCCCCCAUCCCUGCCACAGACACACAAAAUGAAGUAUUCAGAAAGUUAGGAAAAGCAGAAUUAAUUUUGCCCAUGCCCCUACAGGAGUUGUUGCUGAAUGUGCAAUUCAUGUACUAGAAAUGAAGUAAAGCUAGCAAUGCUAGGGUGCAGUGCUUGUGAAAAUUUUACAUACUGCAUUUUGAUUUUUAUGUGUAAUUUUAGAGGAUUUCUUUAAUCAUCUGAUAGUCUCAAGUGACAAGAUUUAAGAUUUUGAGCUGUUGAUGGUUGGUUAACCCUUAAAGCCUCUGUGAAACCAGUCUUGUCUCAUCACUGAAGCCUUUACACAUGAGACUGAAAACUGGACAGGGUAAAUACAUUUUCUAAAGUUUUUGGUAAAGUAAGCAUUUGUUAUAUUUACUAAUAAUGCUUUUUUCAUUUUAAAUUAAUGCUGUAUGUGCAGAAGGGUUUUCUGGUUUUUUUGUUUUGUAUUUUUUAGGGCUGCCAAUUAAUCACUCUGUCUGCGUGUGUGUGUGUGUCCAUCAGGUGAAAGUAACUGAAGGGACUUACCAGUACCCAGUGCUGUGGUGCUAGGACGCAGGGCCUCAACCAGAAGAGGAGGGGCCCUUAAAUCCCUGGGCCCUUUAAAUCAAGGUGUAAAGGGCCCGGGGCUCUGGCUGCAGUAGCGGCUGAUGGGAGCCCCAGGCACUUUAAAUCACUGCCGAUCCCCAUGGCAGCUGUAGUUGCAACGGUCGCCAGGAGCCCCAGGGCUUGGGUGCCAAUUUAAAGGGCCUGAGGCCGGGAGCCCCCCGUCCUUUAAAUCACUGCCUGAUCCCAAUCGCCGCCGACACCCCGGGGCUCCGGCCACAGGACUCUGACAGCGAUUUAAAGGGCCUGGAGGUCCAGUUGGUGCCCGGAGCCCAGGGCUCUUUUAAAUUGCCGGCCUGGGGUAACUGCCCCCCUGCUGGUAUGGUCGGCUGUGUACCGGCUCUUGCACCACACCGUACCGACUUACUGUCCCCUCGAGUGUGUCCCCGUAACGCUGUGCGCUCCGGGGUGUGCGUCUCCUCAGCACGCUGCACGGAGCGCAGCUCCUGGGAGAUGGGUUGUGCAAGGGCGGUUUUCAAGAUUUUGCAUCAUCUCUGACGUAACACAGCACUGAGCAGCAGCUCAUCACUGGACUCCGCCCCCCAGCACAGGGCAGCCGGAAAACUCCUGCUUCUGACUCUGUUCUCGCCGCCCCCCGGCCCGGCCCUUUCGGACAGCCCCAGACGCGAGUCUCUCUUUGCCUAGGGAGGGGGCCUAGUGCGCAGGCGCUGUCCGCCGGGCCGGAAGCGGUUUGAACUGCGGCGGGAGACGCGGAGCUGAUCCGGUUGUAGCGUAGCACUGAGCGCGGCCGGCCCCGAGCGUGCAACAUGGACCGUAUCCUGGAAGGUGUUUCAGCAUAUGUAGAAGUUUGGUCAUCCAACAGAACAGAGAACUAUUCAAAAACAUUUGCACAACAACUUCUGGAUAUGGGAGCAAAAGUUUCAAAAACUUUUAACAAGCAAGUGACUCAUAUAGUCUUCAAAGAAGGACAUUUGGCUACAUGGAGAAAGGCACAGAAGACUGGAGUAAAACUAGUUUCUGUACUCUGGGUGGAAAAAUGCAGAGAAGCUGGUACCCAUGUCGAUGAAUCAUUAUUUCCUGCAAUAUAUACUAAUGAAGGGUUACCCCUUCUAAUUAAAAAACACAAAUGCAUGCAGCCCAAAGACUUUGUUGAAAAAACACCAGAAAAUGAUAAAAGACUACAAAAAAAAUUGGACCUGAUGGCUAAAGAACUAGAUAUACAAAAAACAGCAACCGAAACUGAUAUACCUGUUUUAUUAUUUGAGGAUGAUGGUUCACUUGCAUAUAGCCCUACAAAUAAGAUAAAAGAUCAGUGCAGUGCAAUGGAAAAGAGAAUAAAGGACAUGAAGGAGAAAAGAGAAAAUCUUUCCCCCACUGCUUCACAAAUGUCUCAGAUAUCUACAAUUAAUUCAACACAGCCUGGAUAUAGAGAGCCUCUUGGUGUCACCGGUUCUGCAAGUGCAUUGCUGCCAGAAGAGCACAUCAGUGAAUCUUUAAACUUGAGUUUUGAUGACAUUUGGGGAAACUGUAAAUACAAAAAUCAGAAACCAGCAUCAGCUGAAAGUGAUAUUUAUGUUUCAACACCUGCAUCAGAGUAUUCUCUGUUUUCCAGCAGUGAUCAAGCGAACUUAACUCCAAAAUCAUCUAACAGAAAACAUUUAAACAAAAACAUAAUUUUGCAAUGCUCUCUAGAAGGUGAACUAUUUGCUAAAAAGAGAAAAUCUGAAGUCUCCCCUAACCUAAAUCAAAGUGGUAAAGAUACUCUGACUCCUGCGUCAGUAUCAACCAAAAGUUCUUUUCUCCAAGAAAAAUGCUUGAGUCACAUCACUCUUUCUCAGAAAAUGGUCCAGUUGGAAGCUGCUGCAGUUACCACAGGUAAUCAGUCUGAUUCAUUAGUGAGCAGUGAAGAUUCUAUUAAUAUGCAUUUGGUUGACAUAAAUAUUCCUGUUGACGCAAGGGAUUGUAGUGUCAGAUACAAAAUAAGGGGGAAACCAAAAAGAGAAAAAUAUAAUAUGAAAUUGACCACCUCGUCAUGUAAGGUAGGGUCUGAAAAUGAGUUUCUUCUGGCGAUGACCACUUGUAACAAGUCGUCGGACAUAGAGGAAACUUCAUAUGACGACUUUUUUUCACCUUCUAAUUUGAAGAAAAGUGAAAUGCAAGUAAGACACUUUCCUUUGCAAGUUCAGCAGAAAUCACUAAGUGCUCCUGAAGUGAGUUGCAAAAGAGACUUUUUAAGCCAUAAACAAGAUAGAUUGUUUGAAGGGUCAGAUAAACCGUGCACUACUCUUAUCAAAAAAAGGAAAAGAACUGUUAAGACAAGUGAUGUUUCAACAGAGAGUGACUACAAGCUAACUGAAUGUUCAGAAAGUACAAUAAGUGGGACCUUAAACUGCAUGUCAGGUAGAGGAAACACUGAGACUGCAGAAGCCCUGGGUUCUAGCCCUCUGAAUAAACUGCAUCAAAAUAUUCAGAAAAUAUCCUGCAGAACAAGCGUGAAUAGCUGCCCUCAAGCUACUGGUAAGUUGGUCUAUUCAACUGAAAAUUCAAAGAUGCAGCAUCAUGAUUCAUUAAAAAUGCUUGAGCAACUAAAUUCUAAAAUGGACUGCCAUGUUGAAGGAAAACCAUGUCUUUCAAAAACUAGACUACCAGAAGAAAAUACUGUAUUGAUGGCACCAGAUUCUUUAAAAAGUGACAAAAUGAGUGCAGUGAAGCCAAAAGAACACCCACUUACUUUUCCAGACUCUACAAAUACAGAAAAAUCAACAGGAGAAAAGAAGGAAAUCCUGCUCAAAAAAUGCAGUCCAAGUAUUGAAAAUGAAAUUUCAGUAUGUGAGGCUAGCGAUGGCUCUUGUGAAGUUUUUAAUGAAAACAAGAAUAAGCCCAGUGGGGCAUCAAAGAAAACUGGGAGAAUCAAAAAGCCAACAAGAACAUUAGUCAUGACAAGCAUGUCCUCUGAGAAGCAGUGUGCAAUAAUUCAGGUGGUGAAUAAACUGGGAGGCUUUUUGUUUUCGGAUGAUGUAUGUGAAACAACUACUCACGUGGUUACAGGGAGUCCUCGUCGCACCUUGAAUGUAAUGCUGGGAAUUGCCCGGGGCUGCUGGAUUGUGUGUUAUGAAUGGGUACUGUGGUCUUUGGAAUGUGGACAUUGGAUUUCAGAGGAACCAUAUGAACUGUCAGCCAAUUUCCCUGCAGCUCCUAUCUGCAGACUUCAACGCCACCUGUCAUCAGGAAAAUAUCAGCAGGACCUCUUUUCAAGUCAGCCUGUAAUGUUUAUAUCUCUUGCCAGUCAACCGCCAUGUGACAAGCUAAGUGAACUUGUACAGUUGUGUGGAGGAAAAAUAUGUAAAACCCUGCGUCAGGCCAAAAUCUAUAUUGGAGAAUAUUUGGGAAAGAAGCAACCUGAAAUAAAAUAUUUAUCAGAAAAAUGGUUACUAGAUUCAGUCACUCAGCAUAGGAUAUGUCCUCUGGAAAACUACAUGUUCCAGCAGUGAGUGAACUCAAAACACUUCUUAUGGUUGUGAGGAAAUUAGUAAAGGUGUCCCGUUUUCGAUUAAAUAAGAAGCUGAACCAACAGUGAAUACAAGAUUUUACAAAGAGACAGUAAUGGAUUUUUAAAUACAGCCAAAAGUUUGGUAUAGUGUGGUGAGUCUUAUCUAAA